AUGUCGAGGGCGGUGAGUAGUGUGAGCGGUGGAGGGGAGCUUGCGUUGUUGAGUGCGCUGAAGUUGUUGACGGAGGCGCAGUCCGUGGCGAUGUAUGCGACUGUGGAGAAUGAGAAGCGUUUGUUUAGCGCGGCGGCUGACCCCAAGGUGUUUUCCAUGUCUCUAUGUGAGAACGGGAUGAUUGAUUUGCGGCAGUGUACUAACCACCACAAUCUGGUGUGGGAUUGGGCGGAGUCGGUGGAUGUAAACCAGCAUAAGGUGCGGUACACAGGUAAGGCGAAGGAUUGGUGCAAGCUGGACGUCAGUAACGCGUUGGGUCAGAGAUUGGGUCGGUUGGAAUUGGUGCGCGAAAUCGAUCGAAAUGAACUCAAUUUAGAACAACGAAUUUAUCAAGAUCUCAAAAACGCACCCCCUGGCCACGUCUACCAUCUUGUCUUCCUCGGUGACGACCCUCCUUCAGCGGCAGCCCUCGUGGCAGCUUCAGCGGCAGCCCUCGUGGCAGCUUCAGUGGCAGCAGCAUCCGCCGCAGCUUCCGUGAUAGCUUCAACCGGACCUUAA
This is a messenger RNA of Gregarina niphandrodes, 558 nucleotides long. RefSeq lists its product as hypothetical. The coding region runs from base 1 to 558 and encodes 185 amino acids. The transcript is spliced from 2 exons. NCBI's taxonomy places the organism in Eukaryota, Apicomplexa, Conoidasida, Eugregarinorida, Gregarinidae. The record is from RefSeq and is a predicted model, not a curated record.